Messenger RNA from Platichthys flesus (European flounder), 4692 nucleotides. Its product is annotated as XK-related protein 7-like. The coding region runs from base 1 to 1845 and encodes 614 amino acids. Lineage: Eukaryota; Metazoa; Chordata; Actinopteri; Pleuronectiformes; Pleuronectidae. Gene Ontology annotation, cellular component: plasma membrane. Gene Ontology annotation, biological process: apoptotic process involved in development; phosphatidylserine exposure on apoptotic cell surface; engulfment of apoptotic cell. The transcript has 4 exons. The record is from RefSeq and is a predicted model, not a curated record.
AUGGCCGCUAAGUCGGAUGGAGCAGCGGUGUCUGUGGAAGAUGACAACCCGCCCAGGAGCCUCUCGGAGCCGGGGAACCCCUCCGCCGGGCCCCGCUGCUCCUCUACCGCGGGGAAGCCGUUCACGCCGCUGGACUGCUGCUGGGUCCUCUGCGCGCUGCUCGUCUUCUUCUCGGACGGCGCCACGGACCUGUGGCUGGCCGCGGACUACUACCUGCGGGGGGACCUGUGGUGGUUCGGGCUGACGCUGGUGUUCGUCGUGGUUCCGUCCGCGGUGGUGCAGGUUCUAAGCUUCCGCUGGUUCGUGUACGACUACUCGGAUCUGAGCGGCAGCGGCGACGGUGCGGCGAGCGGUGGCGGGGACGGCGCGGGAGCGGCAGGCGCGGCAGGCGCGGGAGCGGCAGGCGCGGCAGCCCCAGCUUGCGACGCAUUCAGCACCAAGGACAGCGACCAGAGCGGAGCGGGAACCGGGAACGACGCGAACACGAGUCCGGGUCUCGCGUCCUCUGUUCGGCCGCAGCCGGAGGGACGAGCCCGCUCCCCGCGGAGCUGCUGCACCGUGUGCAUGUGGCUCUUCCAAUCCGUGCUACACCUCCUGCAGCUGGGGCAGGUCUGGAGGUAUGGCCACGCCCUCUACCUGGGCGCUCGCAGCCGGUGGCAGGGCAACGGGCCUCGUCAGCACUUCCACUGGAGACUGAUGUUCGAGAGCGCUGACAUCACCAUGCUCCGCCUCCUGGAGGCGUUCCUGAAGUCUGCCCCGCAGCUCGUCCUCCAGCUGAGCAUCAUGAUCCAUGGAAACAGUGUCCUCCCCCUGCAGGGUCUCUCGGCCUCAGCCUCUCUGGUCUCUCUGGCCUGGAUGAUCGCCUCGUACCAGAAGGUUCUGCGGGACUCCCGAGACGACAAGCUGCCCAUGUCCUACAAGGCCGUGAUCGCCCAGAUGCUGUGGCACCUCUUCACCAUCGGGGCUCGGACCGUGGCCUUCGCCCUCUUCGCCUCCGUGUUCCAGCUCUACUUCGGCAUCUUCAUCGUCAGCCACUGGUGUGUCAUGACGUUCUGGAUCAUCCAAGGUGAGACUGACUUCUGCAUGUCCAAGUGGGAGGAGAUCAUCUACAACAUGGUCGUGGGCAUCAUCUACAUCUUCUGCUGGUUCAACGUGAAGGAGGGCCCCAGCCGGUUCCGUAUGACCGUCUACUACUUUGUGACGCUGGCUGAGAACGUGGCCCUGACCGCUGCCUGGUACACGUACCGUGGCCCGCACACCUCCGACUCGUACGCCCUGGUGGUGGUGUGCCUGGUGGCCUGCAGCUUUGCCCUGGGAACCUUCUUCAUGCUGGUGUACUACUGCUGGCUGCACCCUGACGGGCCUGUGAUGGGCUCUCAGUGGGGGGGCUGUGUGGACGAGGGCCUGGUGGGUGCAGGGGGGGUGGCGGGAGUCAUCGAUGCUUGCCUCACCCCUUCACAAGGGUCACAAACAGACAUGGUCAUCACGAGCCCUCCGAGGACACUUCCCAGGACUAAAGACACAGGGGAGCCAGUCCCCGGGGACAGGGACAAGGAGAGAGACAGGGACAGUUGCCUGCCUAUCUUCCAGGUACGUCCCUCCCCGUCCUCCUCUCCCGCGCUGCUCCACAGGACCUCCUCCUCAUCCCGUGCACAGGAGGGUCCCGUCAUCAGGAUCGACCUCCCGAGAAAGCGGUACCCGGCCUGGGACGCGCACUUCAUCGACCGGCGCCUCCGCAAGACCAUCCUGCUCCUGGAGACCACGUCAGCCGUCAGCCCGCGGAUCCAGUACAGGAGCAGCCUGAUGGGCAGCAAAGAGGUUUUAGAAUAUGAGACCACGGUCUGAGCCACAGUCUCUUGAUCUUGAUUUGCAGGCAGGUACCAGCCUGAGAUUAUAACAACCAACGCCAGUAGAAGCAAGAAGACGUGACACGGUGUCAGGCAGCCGCUUUUCAGGAGAGGUGGUCAGGACUUGUUCAUGACCAAGAUCUCAAAUCCAGAUCCCAGCUGAUUGGUGGUUUAUUUAUCAUGUAAACAAGUAUGAAACAAAAAUGAUGAGAGAUGAUAACUUUACUUAUUUGUUCCCAUCAUGCACCCAAAAGAUUUCAUGUCCCUGAUGACCUUUCUUAACCAUCGUCCAACAAGAACCCGUCUUUGACUUUGAUCUCAUGAGAACACAAGAAUCCAUCCAACUCACGUCCAGGUCCAGAUGGUUAAUGAAAUGAGACAUCAGGACCAAUCAGGACGGGACGUCAGGACCAAUCAGGACGGGACGUCAGGACCAAUCAGGACGCUGAGCUGAAGAGAAAUGUUUCACGUUAACACAGGAAACCAAACGUGCUCAAAAAAAAUCGAUAACAAAGAUAAAAUAAAGAUGCAAAGUAUCAUGAUCUAAUAGCAGGUUGGUUAGUUAGUGGGUUAGUUAGUUGGUUGGUAAGUUUGUUAGUCAGAUGGAUAGUUAGUUAGUUAGUUAGUGGGUUAGUUACCAUAGCUGCUCUUUCUGGUUAAAAAUGUACAGACCUUUGAUUUAGGAGGUUCAGGUUUGGACUGAGGUCACAAGACACAAAAAAUCAACAACAAUAAAAACUGAUCAUAAAUCUUCAGUCGGUUGAACUGAUGCUUUAAAGCCAAACGCAGCCAAUCAGGACACAGCAUGCUCAGUGCUCAUUUAAAAACAAUGUGUUUCAGCUGCAGGUCAGUUUGAGUCCACACUAACAGCCUGAAAACACUGGUCACCUGACCACUCACCGGUCACCUGACCACUCACCGGUCACCUGACCACCCGCCGGUCACCUGACCACCCGCCGGUCACCUGACCACCCGCCGGUCACCUGACCACUCGCCGGUCACCUGACCACUCGCCGGUCACCUGACCACCCGCCGGUCACCUGACCACUAGCCGGUCACCUGACCCUCACGUGCACUGAGCAUGUGUGUGUCUGUGUAAACCGGAUCUGACAGAUGCUUGAAUAACAUCUGGUAAACAGCUGCAUUGUAGUAAAGUACAGAAUGAAACUGAACAGCAGCUGUUAGCGAAGACACUUCAUCCUGAAGGAGCUCAUGUGACAGGAGCUUGACCAAUCACAGAAGGUUACAUCAUGACUGAAAAGAACCAAUCACAAGAGGUGUAGAGCGGCUACGCAUCGUUUCAACAGUUUCUGUUUGUUUUCAAAGUGAAACGAGAACAUCAGCGUUUACACACUUCUCUGUUUCUGCGUCUCUGUUGAAACUCUGGAGUCGUGUGGAUGAAUCUUUAUCAGAGAUGAUCUAAUGUAGAGGAACGUAAGGGCCGUCCUUCAGAGGUCCAAGUCUAUCUGCCACACCUGAAGGUGUGAACGAGUUCUACCAGGAGCCAGAAGAUCGUUGAGUCUGGUCAGAACCUGAAGGUAGAAACCAUCAGACCAUCACAGGGACUUCAAUCUGGAGCCGACACAAAGAUCAGCGUCGUUUGAAUCACUGCUGAUGAUGAACGUGUUUGUUCUUACGUGUUGAGGAACAACCUUCAGUCCUGUGAACCUCAGGUCAAAGUGGAGAAGAUCACUCACCUGCCAGUUCCCUGAGAACUUCUACAUUCUCUUGUCUCAGUGAAAGUGUCUGUGGGACUGUGGUUUCAUAGCAAAGUGUCAAAGACCAGUGACAUCUUCAGGAUCAGUAUCUUGUUGCCAUGUGGUGGCUCAUUGAUUCAUCACUGUUUCUGUCUAGAUAAAAAUAGAAUGAUAAUCACAAAUAUCAGCCUCAGAUGUCAUCAGAGUUCAGGAUUAAACUCUGUGUGAAACAGUUUCAUGUUGAGGUCCAGAUCCUAAACGUGGCGUCACACCAACAACUCCACCUCCAGGUCCGAGUCGGCUGCUACCUCCACCUUCUGGCUGCUUCUGGAUCUUCAUGUCUGAGAAGGUGAACAGCUCUGAGGAAAAGGCAGGAUCAACCAUCAUGUGUUGUGAUGUUGUGUCUCAGCACUGCUGCUAACAAGGGUGUGGUUGUGUGUGUCUCCUCCACCUGGACAUCAGGGACACAGAUAGAAACUGGGACAGUGUUGUGUCCUCCUGAACCUGAUGGUGCUCAAGGUGCUGAGAGCUCAGACUGAGACGUGAUCACAUGACCUCCAGAGGACAUCAUGUCCCUGUCUCCACCUGAACCUGAUGGUGCUCAAGGUGCUGAGAGCUCAGACUCAGACGUGAGGACAUGACGUCCCGAGGACAACAUGUCCCUGUGUCCCCCGUCAGUCGCUCGUGAUCCACUCCUCUGUGGUCCAGGGAAACAGUCUGAGCUGAUUGUAAAUUAACGUGAACAAAAACAUGUCAAAACAAUGAGUUAGAAAAAAACUCUAAUCAUCUCUUAUGAAGUGAUGCAAGUAUUUAUGUUAAUUUAUUUUUGUAUUUGUUUUAUAUCUAUUUAUCUAUUGUUUACUCACUCAGUGGCCAUGUCUUUGGUAUGACUCUUAUAUUAAGAUGUAAAAACAAUUUUUUUUACUCAUUCUAUAUAUCUGUAUAUAGCAGAUUGGCGCUAUACUAGGAUGUGUGUGUACGAGUGUGUGUGUGUUGGUUUGUGUGUUGUAUGUACUGUGUGUGUGUGUGUGUGUGCGCUCUAAGGGUUUUGAUAAUGCUGCUUAAUCAUCUCGAGUGAACGAGCGAAAAAAAAAAAAACAGUGUUGAAAAUAUCUAUGAUGAUGUUAAAAAAACAACUGAUGAAGUAG